This is a messenger RNA of Chlorella variabilis, 1536 nucleotides long. RefSeq lists its product as hypothetical. The record is from RefSeq and is a predicted model, not a curated record. Lineage: Eukaryota; Viridiplantae; Chlorophyta; Trebouxiophyceae; Chlorellales; Chlorellaceae. Gene Ontology annotation, biological process: endoplasmic reticulum to cytosol auxin transport. The coding region runs from base 1 to 1536 and encodes 511 amino acids. Gene Ontology annotation, cellular component: membrane. The transcript is spliced from 6 exons.
AUGGCGGAGGCGGCGGGCGCCGGCGGCAUCUCCGCCUGGCAGCUGCUCGUGUCAUCGGCCACUCCCACCAUUAUCGUCUGCCUGCUCGGUGCUGUCGGAGCGGCCAUGGCACGCAAGGGCGUGCUGGACGGCCCCGGCUGCCAGGUGCUGGCCCAGAUGUGUUUCUUCGUCUUCACGCCCGCCCUCACCUUCUCCAAAGUCGCCCAGGCCGUGUCGCUCGCCUCCCUCACCCGCCUCUGGCCGCUGCUCGCCAACAUGACCGCCUCUGCUGUCUUCUACCGCACCCUGGGGGAAGACUGCGAGCACCUGGGUAUCGCAUAUACCGCCUUUGACAUUGCUGCCGCCACCCUUUGGCAGUUCACCCUGGCAAUCAACCUGAUCCGGAGGGGGCGUGCUGCAGCGGAGGCGGCGGCAGCUGCAGGCGGCAACCCGGUCGUCGAUGGCGACGCAGCGGCAGGGGCAGCUGCCGGGCAGCUGCUGCCGGUGAGCAGCGAGCUGCGCAAGAUGCCCACCCUCUCGGAUCUGCUCAAGGGCAGGGGCGGCAGUCGGCUGGGCUCAGCCGCAAGCAGCCGGCCAGGGUCAGCCGACAGCAGCCCACGUGACCAUGAGCUGCUGCUGGCGCCCGACAAGCCGACGGGCGGCUCCGCGCUGGCGCCAGCGGUUUGCGGCACGGCGGCUGUUGGCCCCCAGGGUCGCAGCGCGCAGCAGCAGCAGCAGCAGCAGCAUGGCUCUGUUCUGGUAGAGCUGCAGCCCACGCCUGGUGCGGCGGGGCCAGGGCACCCGGCGCGCUGGCAGCCGCCGCCUCUAGAGCAGCGGCAGCAGCCGCAGUGGCAGGCCCAUGACUCAGCUCAGGAUGCAUCGCCAGAGGAAGACGACACGGCAGCUCUGUUGCGCCAUGAAUCAGGAGCAGGCUGGAGCAGCAGCAGCCGCGGCGGCAAGGCAGCACUAGACGCAGCGGCGGGAGAGGGAAGACAUGCGGGAGGAGGGGGAGCUGUUGGCGCGGGGCACGGCUGGCUGGGGCGCACCAGCACUUCCGCCUGGCGGUACCUGCGGGGCGUGGACUGGGCUGCCCUGUUCCCGCUGCCCUCGCAGGCAGCCAUCCUAGGCAUUGUGUGUGGCUGCAUCCCCGCCGUCAAGGGCCUGCUCUACUCGCCGCACCCGCCGCUGCGCAUGCUGAGCGAGGCGCUCGACGCGCUGGGCACAGGCCUCAUCCCCACAGCAAUACCGCUGCUGGGAGCUGUUCUCUACAGGCAGGCCGGCAGCCCUGCUGUUGUUUGGGGGAGCCAGGCGGGCAGGCUGGCAGGCACGCUGGCGCCGUCUGUGUCGCGGCUGCCGCGGCGCGUCACGCUAGCCGCGCUGUGCCUCAAGCUCGUCAUCCAGCCAGCCCUGCUCACCCUGCUGGUGACGUUGAUGGUUCUGUACCAGCACGGCGAGGCUGAGAUGAGCACGCUGCUGCAGUGGCAGUACCUGGCCUCUGUGCUCACGCUGCCCGCCUUCAUGUGGGCUUUCCUGCGCAUCAUCGCCGCCUGGCUGUAG